AUGCCUCAAAUUCUCACCGUUUUCGGUGCUACAGGUAACCAAGGAGGAUCGGUCAUCAAUCACGUCCUUUCCGACGCGGAGCUGUCCAAGGACUUCAAAAUACGAGCCAUUACACGAGACAUCUCGAAGCCUGCUGCCCAGUCACUGUCAAAACUAGGGGUCGAAUUGAGAGAGGCCGACCUGAACUCGAAGCUAUCCGUUGCUGAUGUAGUUAAGGGCUCUCAUACCGUCUUCCUCGUGACUAACUACUGGGACUCUGCUCAAGCAGGGGUUGAGGUAAUGCAGGGUAAGGCUGUCGCCGAUGCAGCUAGGGAUGCUGGUGUCAAGCACAUUAUUUUUUCGUCCUUGCUUCCUGUGGAAAAGAUCACUGGUGGCCGACUAAAGCAUGUCCCCCACUUCGAUGGGAAAGCCGAAAUUGAAAAGUACAUUCGCAAGACAGGGGUGCCUUGUACAUUCUUCCUCCCCGGCUAUUUCAUGUCGAACUAUAGCAUGCUGCUCCGCAAGGGCGAUGACGAGACCUAUAUACUUGCUUACCCGGUCAGCAAACAAGCAAAGUUCCCUCUCUUCGAUGCUGCUGAAGACACUGGCAAGUUUAUCAAAGCUAUUAUCAAGAAUCGUGAGAAGCUGUUGGGUAAGCAGGUAUUAGGCGCUACUGAUUACUAUACCCCGGAACGCAUUGUCGAGGAGUUUCAGGAAAUCACUGGCCAGAAGGCGAAAUAUCUGCAGAUUCCGCCAGAGGAUUUCAAGGCAGCAUACCCGCCAACAAUUGCGGCGGAAUUCUUGGAGAAUCACCUCUUCAUCGAAGAGCCUGGAUACUUCAACGGUGCUAGUCUGGAAAAGAGCCUUGAAAUUCUGGAAGAGGGUCCCACCAGUUGGAGGGAAUUCCUCAAGAAGAGCAAUGACUUUAAUUGA
Aspergillus alliaceus is the source of this 912-nucleotide messenger RNA. RefSeq names its product NmrA/HSCARG family protein. The transcript has 3 exons. The record is from RefSeq and is a predicted model, not a curated record. NCBI's taxonomy places the organism in Eukaryota, Fungi, Ascomycota, Eurotiomycetes, Eurotiales, Aspergillaceae. Bases 1 to 912 code for a protein of 303 amino acids.